Messenger RNA from Suillus paluster, 990 nucleotides. RefSeq names its product acyl-CoA N-acyltransferase. Gene Ontology annotation, molecular function: acyltransferase activity, transferring groups other than amino-acyl groups. The coding region runs from base 308 to 895 and encodes 195 amino acids. The transcript has a single exon. NCBI's taxonomy places the organism in Eukaryota, Fungi, Basidiomycota, Agaricomycetes, Boletales, Suillaceae. The record is from RefSeq and is a predicted model, not a curated record.
UAGAAGUCAUAUCAGAAGAGUUACCUGGUCGAGAGCAUUCAUUCGAUUAUCAACCAGGCGCAGAGCUGGAAUACGAAGGAUCGUUUGAUGCGAUUGUCCAGUUCCUUUAUCGUCACCUAACUUAGAACUGGCACUUAGUCAGAUGGAUGACUGAGUCAGACCUAGUCAGACUGACGCUAAGUCCUGGCGGCUAGAUAGACACAGUAGACCAGCACGGGACUGAUACCUAUUUUAAUAGACUUUCUCACUCGGACAUGCACGUUAACAUCAUAUACAUACGUUCCGCGGUUGUAGCCAUUUUAGAGCCAUGACUUACAGACUUUUCCCCAUCACCGAACCAGUGACACACGAAGACAUCGAGAACUACAAAGCACUCCGCUUGACUUCCCUCAAAAUCGAUCCUUCUUCAUUCAGCUCCACAUACGAACGCGAGAUUGCAUUCACGCCCGAGAUCUGGGCACAACGGCUCACAUCGCGCUUUAAGCGCACGUUCAUCACGUCUACGAAGGACGAGGGGAGCAUCAGCGAAACAUGGAUCGGAAUGGUUUCGGUACUCGGGCCUUCUGAAUUGAUUCCUUCCAUGCUGGAACUAUUCGAGAGGGUGGGGGUAGGGUCAGACUGGGAUAUGUAUAUUCUAGUCGGAAUGUGGGUGCACCCAGAGCACAGGGGAAGGGGUCUAGGAACGCGUCUAGUGAAAGAAGGGGUGGAAUGGGUGCGGACGAAUAUGGACCCGAAAAAUGAUGUAGAGGGGAGGAGAGAUAAAAUGGUCUUAUUACUGGUCGGGGACGAUAAUGCGAGUGGUCGUGCCCUUUAUCAAAAGAUGGGCUUCACGGACUCGACAAGUAUGCCCCCAGAUGGGGAAGGACACAGUUGGAUGAGUUUGAAGGUUUCAUGAUCAUACCAAUAGAUAAUGAUCUGCUGUCGAUGUAUUCACGCCUGACGUACAAUUUGUGAAGCUGUCUGACUGGCGUGGGCCUGAUAUUGGAAUGG